AUAUCAAGGGCGACAAACACAAAAAUGUCGGCGUCUUUAGCACCUGAGUGCAAUGAAGUUAAGGAGCGCUACGAUACCUGCUUUCUGAAGUGGUAUAGUGAAAAAUAUUUGCGAGGAAACGGCGCCACAGAUGAAUGCGCUGGUCUUUUCAAGGAGUACAAGACGUGCUUGACGGGUGCAUUGAAGAGCCGCGGCAUUGACAAGAUGCUCGCCGAUGCUCGAGAGGAUCACAAGGAGAAUGACGCUGCAAAUCUUCGGAGGAAGUAGAAAGACUCCAGUUAAUCAUCGGAACCCUGUGCUUGCAGGUCAUUCCCUUGUGGUUUCGGCGUUCAGCGCUAUAUACUGUACUAUUAUAUUUGCAACUCUUCCUGGCAUAGUCAAGCAGAACAUUUAGACGGCGUCAAGGAGAUCUCGCCCAGCAUAGCGAAUUUACAAAAACCUCCUAUUCAGAUCAAGGGACUGUAAACCCAUCGCCGCUGCAGGUAAAAUAAGGGCCGUCAUCGCUGCCUAUAAUUGUCAUAUUAUGGCCUUUCCACAAGCCAGUUACUCAGGAGUUAAAUACAAGUAAAUAAAUUCCCUCAACCUGAAUUACCAGAAUAAAUUCUCUCACCA
Molecule: messenger RNA, 612 nt
Organism: Pseudogymnoascus destructans
Lineage: Eukaryota; Fungi; Ascomycota; Leotiomycetes; Thelebolales; Thelebolaceae
Gene: MDM35
Product: Mitochondrial Distribution and Morphology
Exons: 4
Coding region: 25-267 (80 amino acids)
Source: RefSeq, a predicted model, not a curated record